This is a messenger RNA of Anastrepha obliqua, 807 nucleotides long. RefSeq names its product vitelline membrane protein Vm26Ab-like. The record is from RefSeq and is a predicted model, not a curated record. The transcript has a single exon. Bases 71 to 649 code for a protein of 192 amino acids. Lineage: Eukaryota; Metazoa; Arthropoda; Insecta; Diptera; Tephritidae.
AAAUCAUUGUAGUUUAACAUUUCUUUGGCAGGGUGAAGUUCAAAUCGUGAAGGAAAUAUUUACAUAGAAAAUGAAAAUCUUCAUCACUGUCACCAUCUUCGCGGCUAUCGCCGUUGUGGGCGCAAAUUGCGGAAUGACUGAUACCAAACAGGGCAUCGUAUCCUCAUCGUAUGGCGGUGGAUAUGGUGGUGGAUCUUCUUCAUCUUACUCUGCACCAGCUCCAGCUUCAGCACCGUCAUACGGUGGUUCUUCCUCAUCGUACGCAGCACCUGCAGCUGCACCAUCAUACGGUGGUGGCUCUUCCUCAUCUUACGCGGCACCUGCAGCUGCACCAUCAUACGGUGGAGGCUCUUCCUCAUCUUAUGCAGCACCUGCAGCUGCACCAUCAUACGGUGGUGGCUCUUCCUCAUCUUACGCAGCUCCAGCACCUGCACCAUCAUACGGUGGUUCAUCCUCAUCAUACGGUGGUGGUUCUUCCUCGUCGUAUGCUGCGCCGCCAUGCCCAAGAAAUUAUCUGUUCAGUUGUCAGCCUUCCUUAUCGCCAGUAGGAUGCGCUUCGUCAGGUAGCAGUAGCGGAUACGGCUCAGCGGCUGCUUACUCUCAAUAUGUGCCAUCGUACGCACUCCCACCAAUUGGAUACGGCUAUUGAGCCAGACGAAAACAUAGACAUCGCAUUAGGAUUUGGCUUGUGAAUGAACCUCGCUUUCUUUUUAUGAUUUAAUUAUUGCAGUUAAUAAGAAAUUUUUGAAUUAAAAAAAAACACGUGUUAUUGUUUGCUAAUAUAUUACAUAAAGAUUCGAAUAUGAA